AUGGCCGACCCAGGAGCGUUCACUAUUCCAUACAAAGUUGGGUCUCGGGAUAUUUCAAAGGCAUUAUGUGAUUUAGGUGCCAACGUGAAUCUGAUGCCUUUGGCUAUAUAUAAGAAGCUUGGUUUAGAAGCUCUAGCACCCACUAACAUGCGAUUGGAAUAUUACAAUGAAACCAAUAAGAAAGAGCCCCACAGCACCAAAGAAAUAGGGCAAAUAAAGUUUAGGGUGCCAAUUGCAGAGAAACAAUGUGUGGAAAGAGAAGCAUCAGAAGCAAGAAAUAUUGCAUUUUGUAAGACAGAGGAGAAAUCUAUUGAUAAACUAAUUGAAGUUGAGCUUGCUGAAUUGGGAGACAAAAGCAAGCGGUAUUUUAGCUACCUUGACUUAGGUUGUAAUGGUGUUUUGUUUGUUCAUAUGAGCAAGAAAGAUGGAGAUCCCAACCCUAAGGAAAUUAUUCAACAUAUCUUGUCCUCACUUACAUUGACAAAGAAACAUGUAUCAUGGUUUAUAUUGCGAGUGUUACAAGUUGAAGUAACAUGUUAUGCAUUAGAGAAGGAAAUUGGUAAGGAAAUACAAAUUUUCAUUACAAAAUAUUUGCCUUCUGAAAGUGACACCCCAAAGAAGAUUGGUCUUUAUGAAGCUCGAACAAAUACAGGAAUCAAUAUGAUAAAAAUCAUUGAUACUGUGGAUAAAUUAGUUCCUUCACCUCACAAAGUUAAUCUUAGCAACCCUGAGAUAAACAUAGUGCUAAAAAUAGUCAAGACUGUGUACUUGCUUGGAGUUGUUGAAAAUUGCAAGAAGUUGUCCAAGUAUAACUUGAGGUAUCUUACCUCUAAGAACUAA
This is a messenger RNA of Capsicum annuum, 840 nucleotides long. Its product is annotated as THUMP domain-containing protein 1-like. The record is from RefSeq and is a predicted model, not a curated record. Gene Ontology annotation, molecular function: RNA binding. Lineage: Eukaryota; Viridiplantae; Streptophyta; Magnoliopsida; Solanales; Solanaceae. Gene Ontology annotation, biological process: tRNA modification.